Molecule: messenger RNA, 2062 nt
Organism: Exophiala xenobiotica
Lineage: Eukaryota; Fungi; Ascomycota; Eurotiomycetes; Chaetothyriales; Herpotrichiellaceae
Exons: 2
Coding region: 121-1773 (550 amino acids)
Biological process (GO): N-terminal peptidyl-glycine N-myristoylation
Cellular component (GO): cytoplasm
Molecular function (GO): glycylpeptide N-tetradecanoyltransferase activity
Source: RefSeq, a predicted model, not a curated record
CACAGGAUUGUGGGGUCAUCUGCAGCAACAAAUCCUUCCAUCUCACGGCCUCCCCUUCUCCCUCGCCUUACCUCGUAUCCAAUAUCCUCAACUUCCAGGUCUUUCCUUCGACUUCUCAGGAUGGCCGACUCCCACCCUACGGGCGCACCGCUAGAACAGCGCGAAGAACAACUCGAGUCAGAAUCCGAGACCGAGGAACAACCACAAGAUGGCACCGAAGGCGCACAGGACCAAGCAACUUCGACAGCCUCAAAACAAAAGAAGAAGAAAAAGAAGUCAAAGAAGUCGAAAAUAGUCUCUGCCCUUACUGGCAAUAAAUCCUCCGAACCCGCAGAAUCCUCCUCCUCCCAGCCUGCCUCGAAAUUGUCCAACGACCACAUCAAGCAGCUUCUCGAGAUGAACCCCACGCUCAAAGGCGAGCUAGCAGGAAUGCCAACCGAAAAGGCCGCCGAAGCUCUCAGAAAGAUGGAUCUGCAGGAGCUGCUGAGCGGAAUGUCGCUGAACGGCAAGAACCAGAAAGACAUGGCCUCGUACAAAUUCUGGGCCACACAGCCUGUCCCUCGCUUCGAUGAGAGACCAGAGGCAGAAAAGCCCGACGGUCCUAUCAAAGAGGUCAUCCCGGAACUGGUGCCCAAGACUGCCGCUCCUCUACCUGAAGGCUACGAAUGGGUCGAGCUCGACCUGAGCAACGAUGCGGAGGUCAAAGAAGUAUACAACCUGCUCUCGUUACACUAUGUCGAGGACGAUCACGCCAUGUUCCGAUUCAACUAUUCUGCUGUCUUCCUCGACUGGGCGCUGAAAUCCCCGGGCUGGAAAAAGAGCUGGCACAUAGGCGUUCGAGCCAAAGGACCCAGCCGCCUACUUGUCGCAACCAUAUUUGGCAUUCCCAUCAAGCUCCGAAUACGAGAAAAUGUCCUCGACGUCGUCGAGAUCAAUUAUAUGUGUGUCCACAAGAAGCUGAGGUCACGCAGACUAGCACCGGUGCUCAUCAAAGAAGUUACGCGAAGAUGUCACUUGGAAGGAGUCUACCAGGCUAUUUACACCGGCGGAGUUGUCUUGCCAACACCCGUCGGGAGCUGUCGCUACUUUCACCGCAGUCUGGACUGGCUGAAACUGUACGAGGUCGGCUUCUCUCCACUUCCGCCAAACAGCACGGCUGCCAAGAUGAUCGCGCGCAACCAGUUACCUCCUAACCCAAGCACGUCCGGAUGGCGCGCCAUGCAGGAGAAGGACAUUGAACCAGCCUUGGACCUGCUGACGCGAUACUUGAAGCGGUUCGAUUUGGUCCAAGAGUUCAAUCGCGCCGAAAUCGAUCACUGGUUCUUCAACAGACAAAAGUCCGAGGAUCAAGUCGUGUGGUCGUUCGUCGUUGAAAAAGACGGCAAGAUUACGGACUUUGCGAGCUUUUACUGCCUCGAGAGCAGUGUCAUUGGUCCGAUGAGUCAAAAACACGAAAAGAUCCGCGCAGCGUAUUUGUAUUACUAUGCUACAGAUCAGGCUUUCAAUCCAAAGGAAAAGGGAUUGAAGCCGAGACUACAGCAGAUUGCACAGGAUUUGUUGAUUGAAGCGAAGAAGGCCAAAUUCGAUGUGUUCAAUGCGCUGACGCUGCACGAUAAUCCCAUGUUCCUGCAGGAUCUGAAGUUCGGUGCUGGUGACGGACAGUUGCAUCACUAUUUAUACAAUUGGCGGACGAAGCCAAUUAAUGGUGGUGUGAACGAGAAGAAUAUGCCUGAUGAGUCGAAGAGGGGCGGUAUUGGAAUUGUGCUGCUGUGAUUGUUGGACAGAUCCAGUAUUGCGUUAUGAAUGGAAAUGAACUAAUUUCUUCAGUGUAUGGUGCAGAAGGAGUGGGAGAUCUCGGAGAUGCGGGAAGCGCAGGAAAAGAAGAAUAGUCGGCAUGACACCAUUUGCAGGUCUCGGUAUCCUGUGCGAAUCCCGAGAGUCAUUUAGGAUGUAACAGGAUACUCCCAAGCUUAACAGCCAGGGAAGUCGGAUGUGCUUGAGCUGUCAAGACGGGCUUUUUGCAUAGGCCAUAUUCACACAUCAAGUGUCUCCAUUGCUUGUA